Molecule: messenger RNA, 1872 nt
Organism: Dipodomys spectabilis (banner-tailed kangaroo rat)
Lineage: Eukaryota; Metazoa; Chordata; Mammalia; Rodentia; Heteromyidae
Gene: Fkbp5
Product: FKBP prolyl isomerase 5
Exons: 11
Coding region: 114-1484 (456 amino acids)
Molecular function (GO): protein binding; peptidyl-prolyl cis-trans isomerase activity
Source: RefSeq, a predicted model, not a curated record
GGACGCUGCCAGUCUUGGGCGGCGGUGUCCGGCGCGCGGGCAGCCUGCUGGGCGGGCUGCGGGGUGAACGGCGUGCUGAAGAGACGGAGCCGGUUUCCUACUUAGAAAAGACAAUGACUACUGAUGAGGGUGCCAAGAACAAUGGAGAAAACCCAGCAGCCACUAUUGCUGAACAGGGAGAGGACAUUACCUCCAAAAAAGACAGAGGAGUGUUAAAGAUUGUCAAGAGAGCAGGGAACAGUGAAGAGAUGCCAAUGAUUGGUGACAAAGUUUAUGUCCAUUACAAAGGAAAAUUGUCCAAUGGAAAGAAGUUUGAUUCCAGUCAUGAUAGAAAUGAACCAUUUGUUUUUAGUCUUGGCAAAGGCCAGGUUAUCAAGGCCUGGGACAUUGGGGUGGCCACCAUGAAGAAAGGAGAGAUCUGCCACUUGCUGUGCAAACCAGAAUAUGCAUAUGGCUCUGCUGGGAGUCUACCUAAGAUCCCCUCCAAUGCCACUCUCUUCUUUGAGAUCGAGCUCCUUGAUUUCAAGGGAGAGGAUUUAUUUGAAGAUGCAGGCAUUAUCCGUAGAAUCAAGCGAAAAGGUGAGGGAUACUCAAACCCAAAUGAAGGAGCAACAGUAGAAAUCCACCUGGAAGGCCGCUGUGGUGGAAGGAUGUUUGAUUGCAGAGAUGUGGUAUUCACUGUUGGUGAAGGAGAAGACCAUGACAUUCCAAUUGGAAUUGACAAAGCCCUGGAGAAAAUGCAGAGGGAAGAACAGUGUAUUUUAUAUCUUGGACCACGAUAUGGUUUUGGAGAGGCAGGGAAGCCUAAAUUUGGCAUUGAACCUAAUGCUGAGCUUAUAUAUGAAGUUACACUUAAGAGCUUCGAAAAGGCCAAAGAAUCCUGGGAGAUGGACACCAAAGAAAAACUGGAACAGGCUGCCAUUGUCAAAGAGAAGGGAACUGUAUACUUCAAGGGAGGCAAGUACAUGCAGGCAGUGAUUCAGUACGGGAAGAUAGUAUCCUGGCUGGAGAUGGAGUACGGCUUAUCUGAGAAGGAAUCGAAAGCCUCUGAAUCGUUCCUGCUCGCUGCCUUCCUGAACCUGGCCAUGUGCUACCUGAAGCUCAGAGAAUACGCCAAGGCUGUGGAGUGCUGUGACAAGGCCCUCGGACUAGACAGUGCCAAUGAGAAAGGCUUAUACAGAAGGGGUGAAGCCCAGCUGCUCAUGAACGAAUUUGAAUCAGCCAAGGGUGACUUUGAGAAAGUGCUGGAAGUAAAUCCUCAGAACAAGGCCGCGAGACUGCAGAUCUCCAUGUGCCAGAAGAAGGCAAAGGAGCACAAUGAGCGGGACCGCAGGAUAUACGCCAACAUGUUUAAGAAGUUUGCGGAGCAGGAUGCAAAGGAAGAGGCCAGUAAAGCAGUAAGCAAGACUUUGGCGGGGGUUCCCAAUGAGAAACGAACAGAAAGCCAAGUGAUGGAUGAAGAGAAAGCCGAAGGCCAUGUAUGACACCACGGCCCGGAGGGAGGAGAGUCCUGGCGCUCGCCCUCCUCGCUGGGCUGUCACCCCUCAGGACUGAACAGUCUUAGUGUAAAGUUUGUUAUAGUCUAUGUGAUUCUGGAAGCAAAUGGCAAAACCAGUAGCUUCCCCAAAACCACCACCCUGCUGCUGCCCAGUGGGUUCAUGGAGAGGGUGGCAAGGGACCACUCCACGUGGAACAGAACAGAAAGAGCUGUUGGUGCAAAGAGUGUGAGCCAACAGUGUGCAUCGGCUCAUUUCACUAGCCAAGCAGUAUCCUCUGGGAUGAGUCUAGCAAUCUGGGGCUGUUAGAUUUUACAUUCAAACUUUAAUAGCACUGCAGAAACCUACAAAGAAUAAUAAUAAACAAAAACCCUUA